GUCCACCCACGAAACCCUAGCUCACUUAUUCCCAUCGCCGCUGCCGCUCCCGCUCCCUUUUCCCCAUCGCCGCCGCCGCUCCCGCUCCCUUCCGCACUGCUCCCGCUCCCUCUGACGACCUUCGCACUCAGCACUGGCAGAGCGAAAGCUUAAUCCCCUCUGGCCGCGGCCUAUCCACCCCGCACGCACGCCCAACAGGCAGACCAUGGUGCUCUCCGUCUCCUCCCUCGCCUCAGCCUUCUCCCACCUCUCCCUACCCUCCACCUCCGCUCCCCACCCACUCCCUCUCGUCCGCCUCCACCCCACCACCCGCCAUGCCGCUCACCCCGUCCUCUCCGCCUCCGGGGCCGACGCCGCCGAGCAGGUCGAGGCGGAGGCACCUUCUGCCGACGACGGCCCCGAGGAGGUGCUCGCGGUCGAGGCCGAGGAGGACACGCUCUCCGGGCUGGCGCCGCGCAAGUACGUGAAGCAACGGUCACCAACUCAGCUCCGGCCACUGCCCUACGCGACGGCGCUUCUUCCUCGACCCCGACGACGAGUUGAGCUAUCGAAUCCCUUCUCCUAUCUUGUUGUGAUUCCUGUGUUUGGUUUGAUGUGUUUUGUUUUCUGCGCAGGUUGCUCCGAUCUGAUCUGGACGAGUUGCUGCUGCUCCUGCAGGUUGAUGACGAGGUCUCAUGGCUGCUCCCUACUCCUCCUCCUCCAACCACAUGACUUGGUGUGGUGCUCUGCCACUAAAAGUGUUUUUCUUUAUCUGAAGACGCCGUGUUCAGUUGUUAGGUGCCUUUUGGCUGGUCGGUCAUUGAUAAUAUUUCACCCGGAGCAAGAAAAGAUCAUCUCGCCGUACCACCUUUACAUGAAUCCCAAGCUGGCGGUGCAACACUACGAGAUCUGCGCUGUGUGUAAACUACUAUGGUUGCCAAGCCAGCAUCCAUUGCAUCAAUCCUCAUCAAUUAAUGGCCAAUGUACACAUAAACUAUAUGGAACAAUAAUGUAGAAAUUUGAAGCAUCACCUACUUUCUGGUCCUGUAGUGUUUAAAACUGAUAAUUAUGAUGCAUUGGUCCUUAUGGCCUUGUUUUUUAAUGCAUAUAUAUAUAUAUAUAUAUAUAUAUAUAUAUAUAUAUAUAUAUAUAUAUAUAUAUAUAUAUAUGAUGUAGUUGAUAGGCCUUGAUCUCAACCUCUCAAGUUUAUGUUUCCUUGUGUGUAGGUAACUUGUUAUUUUUAUUGGCAAGCCUGUAAUGAAUUUAUUAGAUUUUUGCUUCUAUUGCCGUGUACAGUAUGUCACAGGCUUGCGGAGCCUGUCAUUUUUCUUAGUGUGCUGUUGUGAUUCUUGAACGGUGUCAAUGGUCGUGUACAGGUGUCGUUUGUAGUAUAAAAAGGGCCACUAUCAGCCGUACGAUUUGGAUUCAUGAUGUGAAGAUCAUGAAUAUCAUCUCAUUUUGCUCCUCUAUGCCUCAUUCGUGUAUAGAUUCCCUAGCAGUAUUUUUUUGUCUGCCACUCGCGACUGCCGGGUUCCUGAUGUGCUUCUCGUGCCCCGCAGAUGAUUGACCUGUAUGUGGUUUUCACCGUGGCCACUGCCCUACUUCAGACAACGUCGGGUAGGAGUCCUUUGCUGAUGUUGUUGUCAGUGGCUUCUCUGGCAUCCAUAGUCGCAGCCGUGGCUGGACGCUUGGUCCUUCUGCUAUCGUCGCUGGAGCUGCUACCGCUGCGUCUGGCCCUGGCCUGCUAUCCCGUAUCCAUUGGUGGUGGUGCAGCUUAAGUGUUUUUCUCAACGAAUCUGCUUGCGGCUGGGUAUCCAGUGUUUCUAAUUCUUAUCAGCUGAUUCACGUAACAUGGCGUCCUGACUAUGGCCCUCCAGUGAGUCCGGCAUUUGAUCGCUAUUGAAGGAGCUACAUGCAGAAGAAGAAAACACUUGUAUGGCUAGUAACUAUGAUUCCCAUACUUGUAGAGCUUGUAACUUGUUGUAAAGUACUGUAUAUGUUACAGCUUGUAGUACGUGUCAUUUGUAGAGCUUGUACCGAAUCUGGCUAUUGUUAUUUGAAGUACCAUGUGUGUUUUCUUCUUGCCAAUUUAA
Molecule: messenger RNA, 2072 nt
Organism: Aegilops tauschii subsp. strangulata
Lineage: Eukaryota; Viridiplantae; Streptophyta; Magnoliopsida; Poales; Poaceae
Source: RefSeq, a predicted model, not a curated record